Messenger RNA from Neohortaea acidophila, 1968 nucleotides. RefSeq names its product putative beta-glucuronidase. Gene Ontology annotation, molecular function: hydrolase activity, hydrolyzing O-glycosyl compounds. The record is from RefSeq and is a predicted model, not a curated record. Lineage: Eukaryota; Fungi; Ascomycota; Dothideomycetes; Mycosphaerellales; Teratosphaeriaceae. Gene Ontology annotation, biological process: carbohydrate metabolic process. Bases 1 to 1968 code for a protein of 655 amino acids. The transcript is spliced from 2 exons.
AUGUCUGAAGCCGAGUAUCCGAGACCUGACUUCGUGAGAGCGUCCCUCCGUUGGCAAAGCCUUAACGGGCCAUGGGACUUCUUGUUUGACGACGACGACGUCGGACUGGCGCGACGCUGGCAAGGACACAAGCUAGCAGACUGUGCGCCAGCCAAUAUUUCUCUUCGCACGAUCCAAGUCCCCUUCGUCUUUCAGUCCAAAGCAUCUGGCAUCCAUGAACGAAGCGAUCACGAAGUGCUUUGGUACGAACGCUCUCUCCACGACUUUCGGACGAACGAGGAAAGGAGCAGAGAUCAGCGAGUGCUGUUACGCUUCGGAGCAGUAGACUAUCACGCCACCGUCUGGGUUGACGGCAAGCAUGUCGGCGAGCAUCGUGGCGGCCAUGUUCCCUUUCAAUUCGACAUCACCGACUUCUUGGCCCAUGGAGCAUCAACAGAACAGACCUCCCGCGUGACAAUCCGGGUGUUCGACUCGGCCACGGAUCUGACGCAGCCACGAGGCAAGCAAUUCUGGGAAGCGGAGUCCAAAUCCAUCUACUACACACCAUCGAGCGGCAUCUGGCAAAACGUGUGGAUGGAGCUAGGGCCGCCUGCAAGGAUCGCGGAUAGCUCUCAUGGAACAGUCAUUCGCUCAGAUGAUAUCGAAGCCGGUCGUGUCAAUUCUCACAUUGCUCUCGUCGGACGCAAGGCUCGGCAUGACUAUUAUAUUGAAGUCGAGGCUAGUCUUGCUGGAGUCCACGUUAGCAAGUCUGGACUACAACGCGUUCCGAAGGAUAAGGAUUCUAUCGAUGUCAGCUUGAACAUGCGACUAUCUCAACAACAGUUACACACCCUUCCCGCAGCAUUGUUGCAGCAAGCUCCGUUGCACGACCAGAGCUGCUGGCGAGACGGACUGGGCUUAUGGUCCCCGGAAUACCCUCUACUCUACAACUUGACCGUUCGUCUGUAUGAUUCGUCCGGCACCGUCAUCGAUGAGGUGUGGACUAUUACAGGCAUGCGAUCGAUCAAUUGGACGACUGGAGACGGGACAUUCAGACUCAACGGUCAACCGUACUUCCAAGCGCUACUCCUCGAUCAAGGCUACUGGCCAGACACCAUCAUGACCCCGCCGAAUGAGCACGCACUCAAACGUGACAUCGAACUGAGCAAGAGUCUAGGCUUCAAUGGCUGCCGAAAGCACCAGAAAGUCGAAGACCCAGCCUUCUUGUACUGGGCAGACCGGCUGGGCUUUCUGGUGUGGGGAGAGAUGGCAUCGGCGUUUGAUUUCAGCCUUGAGUACACAGAUCGCUUCGACCAAGAGUGGGUGGAAAUGGUGCGUCGCGACAUCAACCAUCCGUGUGUGGUGGCUUGGACGCCAGCCAACGAGAGUUGGGGAUACCCCGAUUUGCAAAAGGACACUCGACAGCGAGACCACCUUCGAUCCCUCUACUACAUGACGAGAACGCUGGAUCCUACGAGACCCAUUAAUGACAACUGUGGUUGGGAACAUGUUAUCACGGAUCUUUCCACAUUCCACGACUACGCAGAUGCUCCGGGAAUGGCCAAGAGAUGUGCUUCCGUGCAGUCUAUCGUCCAUAACACAGGCAGAGCGAUGUUUCUCAACGACAUCCACGGGCCGGGCGGAGCGUACGAUGCCGGUUCGCGCCAUCUUCGCGGAGCCCCUAUACUCUGCACCGAAUUUGGGGGCGUCAAUAUCGCGGGCAACGCAGAUUCUUCACAAAAGAAGAACUGGGGCUACACCACAGCGAAGGACUCGCAAGAUCUUCUAGCGCGGGUAGAGCGAAUUGUAAUGGCAACGGUGGAGAAGGGGCAUAUCUGUGGAGUGGUGUGGACGCAGUUCACGGAUAUCGAGCAGGAGCAAAACGGCCUGUUCACGUUUGAUCGGAAGGAGAAGUUGCCGGCCGAGCAAGUCAAGCGGAUCAUGCAGCGUGCGGCGGAGGUGUAUCAUGCGAACCGUCUUGGAGCAUAA